Molecule: messenger RNA, 2572 nt
Organism: Paralichthys olivaceus (Japanese flounder)
Lineage: Eukaryota; Metazoa; Chordata; Actinopteri; Pleuronectiformes; Paralichthyidae
Gene: slc25a44a
Product: solute carrier family 25 member 44a
Biological process (GO): branched-chain amino acid transport; branched-chain amino acid catabolic process; transmembrane transport
Cellular component (GO): mitochondrion
Molecular function (GO): branched-chain amino acid transmembrane transporter activity
Source: RefSeq, a predicted model, not a curated record
UGUGACAGGUCAUAGUAGUAGUGAUGGAGAGAUGAGCCCCUGAUGUCAGGACAGGCUGUAUGAGUUCAGCACAGCAGCCCGGCUUCACGACUGCUACUGUGGGAAAGGAACCAAAGCUACACACACCCUAACAGAUAUGACAGCAGAUGGAGGGUUGAUGACCGUAGACACUUGGCUUUAACAGUUCAGUGCUGCCCUAUCCGGCACCAUGCAACGAAAAGGUGAAAUCGAAAUUAUCGAAUGGGAGCAUCUGGACAAGAGGAAGUUUUUCUCCCUGAAUGUAUUGUUAGCCUUAACCACCCGGGCCACGGUCUAUCCGACCAACGUCAUCCGAACCCACCUCCAGGUGCAGAGGGGAAAGAGCCUCUACUCCGGCACCUUUGAUGCUCUCUGCAAGAUUGUGUGGGCCGAGGGCGUGCGUGGCCUCUAUCGCGGAUUCAUGGUUUACACGCUCUCCAUCUUCUCAAAACAGGCUUAUUUAACCACCUAUGAAGUGGUACGCAAGUGUGUGUCCCUGCACACAUCCAAUAACACGGUGAAGUCGUUGGUGGCAGGGGGGACAGCGUCCCUUCUGGCCCAGACAAUCAGUGUGCCCAUAGAUGUAGUGUCUCAGCACCUGAUGAUGCAAGGACAAGGGAAACACCUGACCCGCUUCAAGACCAGACCCGAAAUGACGUUCGACCUGACCAAGGGCAGAUUAACGUUGGGGCAGACGCAUGCAAUUGUACGGCAAAUAUUUGCAGCAGAUGGACUCAGGGGCUUUUACAGGGGCUAUGUGGCGUCCAUACUCACAUACAUCCCCAGCAGUGCACUGUGGUGGACUCUUUAUCAUUUUUAUACAGAGCAGAUGUCCUCGCUGGCACCCCGUGAGUGCCCCCACCUGGUUGUGCAGGUGGUUGCAGGACCACUGUCUGCAGCAACUACCGCCAUCGUCACCAACCCAAUAGACGUUGUCCGAUCCAGAAUGCAGGUGGAGGGACGAUCCUCUCUUAUCAAGACGUUCAAGCAUCUGGUGGUGGAGGAGGGCGCCUGGGGGAUGACCAAGGGGCUGUCGGCCCGCAUUAUUGCCGCCGUUCCCACAUCCAUGGUCAUCGUGCUGGGAUACGAGACUCUGAAGAGACUGAGCCUGCGAGAUGACCUGGUCGAGUCCAGACACUGGUGAAAGGACACAUGGAGUCAGAGCGGCCCUGCACCAGGCAUCAUCUCAGGGGACAAUGACCCGUAUGUGUCUCCACUCUUCAGACUGUUUUGUAUUAAUACAGUAUUUAUACUGCAUGAUGAGAGCAAGGGGUGAUGUUUUGCAGGUGCAUGUGAGAGUAACAGGUGUUAUUAUAUAUUAUAUUAUUAUUUCUGUUUUCCUUUUGCCAAACCUGUUUCUUCUGCUUUUUUGCUAUACUGAUACUGCAAAAUGUUACUGCCAAAAUGAAAAGCACCAUGUAAAAAUAAUCUGCAUGUAUGCCUCUCAACUGAUGCAUUGAAAAAUGACAACAGGCUGCUUGUUACAGGAGAAUGGACAACUCAAGUCAGUGCUUCUCUAAUUAUAUAUUUUAACAACACACAUUGACUCAGUAUUUUGUAUCAGUGGAUACUGGAGAGAACAAUAGUCUGUGGCCACCACAUGUAAAACCAUUCCCUUUUUGGGGCUUUUCUUGCUUUUGCCUCCACGACACCUUUCAUUUGCACCAAAGCAGGUGAACUUGAUUCACAAUUACUUGUGCUUCCUAAAUGGACAGGUUGAUAUCCCUGAAGUUUAGGGUUAGGGGUUUGAGCAGUGUUUAUAAAUGUUAAGGUAUCUCCCAGAAACACAAUUAUUUAAUAUAUCUAUCUAUCUAUCUAUCUAAAAGCCUUUGUGAGCAGGUAGUCAGACCUUAAAGUCUAGCUGUUGCAGUUUGUGAGGUUAGAAGUGCAGGUAUCUUGACCCAGUCUGCACAUUGAUAAAUGAUAAAUGAAAAGGCCAAACAAGCAGGUGUUUCUGGUUCUUCCUGUUCCUGUCUGUGUAAAGUGACUGUAUAAAAUAUGCACAUAGAUUUAGGAUACUUCAGACAUCAGCAGCUCAUGUAAACAGUAUUUACACUGCUCUGAUGCCAGAGGGUCAGAUCUGCUAUUAUUCUGUUACAGGGUGGAAAGUUUAACCACUGGGAGGUUUUUGCAGUUUGGUUACAUUAACAGAAUGAAAGCAGUGGCGGCACACAAGCUCCAAGUAGCCUUCAGAUUUCACCGGUCCUCUUCAGGAGUGUGAGGUACAACAAAGCUGCAGGAGAAUAAUGCAGCGGAUGAACUGUUACUGUUACUGUUAGAAAACUAAUUUCAACCAGGAUCCACACGUUGUGGCCUUUCUGUCAUUGACUUAAAAUGUUGUCAUGUUUGUACAACACUGUGUUUGAGUCACUAAGAAUGAUCGACUCAAUAUUUGCUCCGCAUCUUCUGAACCAACACUUCGGUUGUGAGGAGGAAGUGCAUCACCUGUAUUUACCAAUGACCUGCUUAUAACUGAGAAUCCCUGGACGUUUCAUGGUUUCAAAAUUUUAACUUGUUGUCCCUUGAUUAAGAAUAAUAAAAUAAUCUGAAUCAC